Molecule: messenger RNA, 3981 nt
Organism: Eublepharis macularius
Lineage: Eukaryota; Metazoa; Chordata; Lepidosauria; Squamata; Eublepharidae
Gene: PAQR4
Product: progestin and adipoQ receptor family member 4
Exons: 3
Coding region: 82-900 (272 amino acids)
Cellular component (GO): membrane
Molecular function (GO): signaling receptor activity
Source: RefSeq, a predicted model, not a curated record
CGGCAGCAGAAGGAGGCGGAGGGAGAAGGGCGAGGGAUGCAGAGCCCGGGCAGCAGCUGACCCCGGGGGGGGAGCCCGGCCAUGGCCUUCCUGGGGGGGCCCCGGCUCCUGGACUGGGCCAGCUCCCCCCCUCACCUGCAAUUCAACCGCUUUGUGCUGACGGGCUACCGGCCGGUCAGCUCCGGGUCCGGCUGCCUCCGCAGCCUCUUCUACCUGCACAACGAACUGGUCAACAUUUAUACCCACGGUAUCCCUCUGCUGGGGUUUCUCUUCUUGAUGCCCUUGACCAUUCCAUGGACCCGAAUCUCAGUAGCAUGGCUAGGAAUAGCACACUACUUGGCUUGUAUCUUUCCACAGCUGGGCAGUGUGCUCUACCACCUCUUCAUGAACCACGAGGGAGGCCCAGCUGUUUACCACACCUUGCUCACCCUUGACAUGUGUGGGGUAUGCAUGGUCAACACCUUGGGUGCUCUGCCAAUCAUCUAUUGCACGCUGGCCUGCACCCCAUUUUCCCGUGCUGCUGCCCUGCUGGCCUACACAGGCCUGUCAAGCUAUGGUAUCUUUUGUGCAGUGACUGCCCGUUCCAGUGUCCGGCGCCUGCGGUCCUUUGCCUGGCAAGCCCUCUUCCGCUUCUUCUUCUUCUACCUACGCUGGGUGGGACUGGGCACCGGCCACCCUUCCUCUCUGCGUUCGUACCUCAUAAUGGAUGGCUUAGCUCUUCUUGGGGGCGUCAUCAACAUCUCAAGAGUGCCUGAGCGCUGGAAGCCGGGCCGCUUUGACUACUGGUUCAACAGCCAUCAGAUUAUGCACGUGCUGGUGGUGGUCAGCAUUCUGUAUCUCCACUGGGGUGUAGUGGCUGAUCUACAGUGGAUCGCCAACUAUGCCUGCCCAAUGGAAUGACUGCACCAUGGGGCAUCCCUUUCCACAGAAGAACUCCACUGAUUGGGAGGACUUCUGAGGUGUGGGCCGUAAGAUUAUUGUUCAAAGUCUUCUACAAGGGCUGUUGAGGACAUGGAAGGACACAUGUAUGCCUUCUGAAUAUUACCUACUUGGGUCUUGUUCUUGGGGGCUAUAUUGGUCGAAUAUUUGUGGAUCAAUGUGUGUAGGACUUGGAUACUUCCAGUUAUACAAUGGAUUUCCAUUGGUUGAGGUGCUUCUAAAUCAGCUUGUGAUGUUCAGCUGUUCUUCCAAAUUACCACCAUGGUGAGAUGGGAUAGUGGACAAAGGUUCUUGGAUGGCUGAUGUACAGUCUCAUAAGCUGUAGAAAAUCAAUGGUAAUCACUGAUACGAAGGUUCUCCAUGAAAACCUUUUACUUCAGCUCGCAUUGGCUGUACACCUAUACACCUUUACACUGGCUGGGGUGGUGAUUUAGGAGGAAUAUCAUUGGACAUCUCUACCUGUCUUGGGGGUGAGGUAUGCACUUGAAAGAAGAAGGGUCUUAGUAGAAGAUGCUUGUUUUUUGGGUACAGCUUCUCUGCUUUAUAGAGACAGUUAUUUAAUAGACUUUUUAUCCAGGUAUCUUUCAGACACCAUGCAAUACUUUUCUUAUUUUUUUAAAAGGGCUGUUUAGACACCUGGGUAUCAAGGCCUGCUGCACUGAAUGGCAGGGAGGAUUUGUCAGGGGGCGGGGGAAGGAAAAGUAUGCCUGGAAUGCUGCUAACCAGCUUAUUGGGGGUGCUCUGUAUGCAUUUUUUUUUGCUCUGAAAUGACUUGAAGCACUGUACCAGCCCCCCCCCAAAACAGGGGCAAUUAGGGGCCUUGAAAAAUGGAUUGGGGUGGACGUUCAGGGAGCUGUGACCCCCAAGCUUCCAUUUCUGGCUGUUUUCACCAAAUCUGGGACUGUGGCUUCCUUUGCAGCAUGCCUCAGUUUCCCACUUCUCUCCUGGUAGAGAGACUUAGGGGGAAGGUCAGCCCCUGAAUGUAUCCAUUCUUGGGUUCAUCCUUUAUUUUCUCUUUUUGUUUCCCCAAUUAUACAUCUAUUGCAGCUGGUGCUUUCCGGAGCUUAGUUUAGCAUACAUUUGAAGAGCAGUCUCUGCUCCUCUUUCUUGUGGCUGCACUUGCUGCCACCGCUGCAGUGACAGGGACCCUGUGAGGGAGCUGCCUCUGCUUCCUCUCUCCUCCUUUCUUUAUGGGCCACAAGGCCACUUAACGUUCUUCCUUCAUUUGGCCUCCUAAAUUAGUCCAAUUGAUCCAUCUUGGAACAGCACAGUGUUCUGUUUGCUUCACUCUGACUAGCACCAUCAUUUUUUUUAUUACGAAUCUGAAAAACGAAGAGCCAAGAUUUUGUAGGUCCCCGAUCAGCAACCAAAUUUCUAGGAAGGUGUUUUUGAGACCAUAGGCAGGGUGGCAUGCCAAACCCAAAGCAGCUUUCUAGCAAGUCCUGCUGCCAUAAACAUCACUUCCUUUCACACUCCUUACUGCUGGAUAGGGAAAGGGAAGUAAAAGUACCAGUUUAAGUAAUCUCACUUAGUACAAAUGAAAGCCAGUUGCUAAGCAGUAAACCACAGUCCAGUGACAUACUUUUAUUGUAGCACUUGUGCAUGAGACAACCUGAGCUCUUAUCCAUGGCAGCAUUGGCUAGAAUACAGUCGUUAAGGUGCCACUAGAUUCCUGACUCAUGCUACAAUAGGCAAAUAGAUCUGGAAUGAUCUAAAUCAGUUGUUUUUGGUUGGUUGCCAUAAUGGUCUUCAUAAUCUAAGCUCUAAAUGGGAGUUGCAGGGUGAUCAGUUCCUUAAAAGUACAUGGUUCAUCAUAUGGAGGUGGUUUUUUAAAAAAAAAAAAAACUGGUGGGUUUUUCCAUCCGCCAGGCCUCUUGUUCAGCCACAAAGGAAUGUAUCUAAACCAAGGCCGUGAACAUCAGCAUCUCAACCCAUAUUUGGGGGCCAUUGUAAAUAAAGAUAAAAAUAUUUUAACAUUUAAUUUAACAUAUAUUUUAACAGAUUACAAGGAGAUGGAAGAUGUUCUUCCCCAUCCAACUGGGAUUCUAUAUUUUCUAUGCAGUGCCACUUUAAUCUUAAUCCAUACUGUAUACAGUGGCUGAGAAACACAGCAUGUAUGAAAAUAGUUAAAACCUGUUUUGGAAAUUCAGAUAUCUAGUUUUCAUGUAGUAGGGCAAAUCAAACUGGAUUUGGGUCUGAUUCGGGCCAAAUUAGGCAUGAUAAAUAGUUGGGCAUUUAUCUUUUCCCUGCUGUUGGGUGGGUACAGUCUUGAAGGGGGCUAGGAAGUUAUUUGUAUAUGUUCCCCAGGAAUCAGAAAAGCAGCUUGCUAGUAGCCAGGUCACAGAAAAAUCGCCAGAGGGCAAGUAGUUAGUCCCUCUUGCUUAUCCCUUUUUAAACUCCUGGCUGCUUAAGGCUACUCCCCCCACCCCCAAGUAAGCAGCAGGGGAAGAAUACAUGCAGCUGUCUUAUGUAUUGUGUGAACCCUAAUCUUUGUAUUGAAUGGCUGAUCUGUUGUGGGGUGGGGGAACUUUGGCAUUGCUGCAGACAAAGCUGCUACAAGCCAUUAAAAUGGCAGAUUUUAAAGGGUCUUGGCAGGAAUAGUUACCUUAAAACAUGGCUAAGGGUUAGAGAUGCUUCCCUUGAGGAAAUAUUAAACCUGGGCCAUUUGGCCAUGGGUUAUCUUUUGCAAAUGGAGAAGAUAGUUGGCAGCCUUAACUUGGUGGUCUGCAGCAGAGGGGAAGGACUGACUUAGGCCUCCCACAUUGGGGUGUGAAGUAUGUUUUCUGCUCUCCCAUUUUGGGUCUGGGGUUUCACCUACUCACAGCCUAGUCUUGUCUCUUGUUAUCUCAGGGUAGACGGACAUAGUUAAAUGUUCGCAGCUUCCUUAAUGAAGCUACAUCUCUUUAAAUAAGAGCAAGGCACCAAAUAAUUUUAAAAAUGCACUCCAGGCAGGUGGGAGGGAGAGGGGGAGACUAUAAGUGCUUAUGGUCAAGAGCCCCCUGUUGGACAGAUAGCAGGUCUGGGCUUCUAAUAAAGAGAUGU